Malus domestica (apple) is the source of this 2588-nucleotide messenger RNA. The record is from RefSeq and is a predicted model, not a curated record. Lineage: Eukaryota; Viridiplantae; Streptophyta; Magnoliopsida; Rosales; Rosaceae.
GUUGCGGUUUUUUUAAUUUCAUUUAUUACAUUUUAGAAAAGGUAUUAGUGAUUACCUGUGAGUGAUUUUCAUUAGCAUCCUUCUGGAAUAACUUUUUUUUUUCGGUUACAAUCUCUCUGGAAUAACUUCAUUGAUCAUAAGAUUAAUAAACUUAUGCAAUAUAACAUACUCGGUCCGAGGUCUAAUUCUCCAAAACCACUUGCAAUAGAAUCUAACCCUUAGAUAUAUGUCCUGCAUUAGUUUCUUCCAGUCCUCUGCAUCCUAUCUUUGGAUUAUGACCUGUAAAGCUUGCCUUGAGGAAGAGCCAAGCCGGUUGGAGGGAUAUUUCAACCUCACCAGUAAAUUUGUAUCAUGCAUCUUGGUACAUAGAAACUGUGUAGUCCCUGGAAAUCAAUUCUUUGCCUUGUUGAUUUACAAAUAUCACUAGACUGCAAGUUUCUACAAUCUCAGCAAAUUAUCGAUUAUAGCCUUCUGUUGGGUCUACAUUUUAGAGCUCCCGAGGAUCUGAAGGGAUUUUCACAACCUCCUGCUGCAAUGCACAACCAUGAGAGUUUACCUGCUGAUGAUGGUGUGACUUUGCAAGGGGAGCUUUUGAUUCCUCCUAAAGGUCUUUUACUGGUAACCCAUGAACCUGGCUCUGUCAGUACUGCACCAGGUCCUCACAUCAGAGGAAGUCCGUUGAAAGCUUAUUCUCUCGGUGACAAAGAAGUCAAUCUCUUGCUCCCUGGUACAGGAAGGUGCGAUCGAUCAAUGGCUGCUUUUUCUUCUUCUGGCCCUCAAUGGAAAUAUGAAGUGUUCAUCAAUUUCAGAGGGGAAGAGACUCGCAAAGGCUUUGUCAGCCAUCUUUACAGAGCUCUGCGUCAGAAAACAAUCAACACCUUCAUCGAUGCCCAAGAGCUCGGAAAAGGAGACCGCCUUUCCGAGCUCCUGACAGCGAUUCGAGAGUCAAGGCUUUCGAUUGUUGUUUUCUCUCAAAACUAUGCUUCUUCCACUUGGUGCUUGAAAGAACUCGUGGAAAUCUUGAAAUGCAAGGAUACCAAGGAACAGAUUGUACUCCCCAUUUUCUACGAAGUUGAUCCGUCUGAUGUUCGUAAACUCAAGAGAAAAUUCGCGGAAGCUUUUGAUCAGCACGAUCACGAUUCUAACGUCGAAAUGGAAGAGGUUCAGAGCUGGAGAUCCGCUCUUACAACUGCCACCAGUUUAUCCGGCUGGGAUUCGCGAAACUAUGAGGAGGAUGCAAAGCUUAUAGAGGAAAUUGUGGAAGAUGUUUUUAGAAAAUUAAGGCACAUCUCAUCAACACCAUGCAAAGAUAAUGGCUUGGUUGAAAUGGAUUCUCAUAUGCACGAAAUGCAUUUACGAUUACAACCUGGUCCUCCUGGGGUGGAGUUGGGUGAUGUUCGCAUUGUAGGAAUAUGGGGUAUGGGUGGUUUAGGCAAAACAACCAUCGCUAGAGCUGUUUACGACGAAAUCGCUUGUCGAUUUGAAGCUUGUUGCUUUCUUGAAAAUGUCAAGGUGGGUUUCAUGAAGCAUGGCGAACAACAUAUGCAGACAGAACUUCUAUCUAGUAUCUCGGGAAACAAGGUGGAGAGUUUCGACAUAUUGAAAAAUGGUUUCCAGGUGAUGUUAAAAAGCCUUGGUCACAAAAAAGUUCUUCUUGUUGUUGAUGAUGUAGACAAAUUAGCUCAAAUUGAAGCCUUACUCGGAAAGGAACAUUCUUUUGGUGGUGGAAGUAGAAUUAUUAUAACAACUAGAGAUGUGCAAUUACUAAGCGGAGCUGAUGCGAUAUAUAGCCCCAAGCUUUUCAGUGGUGCUAGAGCUCUGAAACUCUUUAGGCGGUAUGCCUUCAGAACAAACCAACCCACCAAAGAUUAUGAUGAUCUUUCGUGGUGUGCUGUAAAAUAUGCUAAGGGUCUGCCUUUAGCACUCAAAGUCUUGGGAGCUUUUCUUGAUAAAAAAACUGUACGCGAGUGGGAAGAUGUGUUAAUAAAAAUAAGGGAAAUCCCACGACGAGAAAUUUAUGAUGUGCUUAAAACAAGCUUCGAUGGACUAGAUGACACAGAGAAAGACAUCUUUCUAGAUAUUGCAUGUUUCUUUAAAGGAAUGCAAAAAGACUAUGCAAUUGAAAUUCUGGACAGUUGUGGUUUCUAUCCUCGUACAGGUAUAAGAGUUCUAAUCGAUCGAGCUCUCAUAACUGUCUCACGGAAGGGGGAACUGGAGAUGCAUGAUUCACUACAGGAAAUGGGUCGGGAAAUAGUUCGCCAAGAAUCUAUCAAAGAGCCAGGGAGACGAAGCAGGUUGUGGAGUUAUGGAGAUGUUCAUCGUGUGCUAACUGAAAAUACGGGUAUAAAAGCAGUUGAAAGCAUAAUCUUGGAUUUGUCGAACUCAAGUGAGGUAUGCUUAAAUGCUGAAGCUUUUGAUAGUAUGACUCAACUAAGACUUCUCAUGAUCAUUCAGUCUUCCGACAAACAACACCUGAUUGGGCACUUAAAGUUUCUUUUUCGUGAGUUGAGGUGUCUCUUCUGGCUUCGUUGCCCCUUAAGUCUUUGUCAUCCAACUUUCAAUUAAAAAAUUUUGUUUACCUUGACAUG